Molecule: messenger RNA, 523 nt
Organism: Culex quinquefasciatus (southern house mosquito)
Lineage: Eukaryota; Metazoa; Arthropoda; Insecta; Diptera; Culicidae
Product: larval cuticle protein 65Ag1
Exons: 1
Coding region: 38-409 (123 amino acids)
Cellular component (GO): chitin-based extracellular matrix
Molecular function (GO): structural constituent of chitin-based larval cuticle
Source: RefSeq, a predicted model, not a curated record
UUUUCAACAGAUCAUCCCCGAAAAUACAUCUUCCAAAAUGAACACUUUUAUCGCCGUUUUCGUGGCCCUGUUCGCCGUGGCCGCAGCUGCCCCCCAGCAAUCCGGAACGACCCCGGUGCCGAUCGUGAGCGAGAGUUCGGACAUCCAGCCCGAUGGCAGCUUCAAGUACGCGUUCAAGACCGGUGACGGAGUGGAGGUUCAGGACGAAGGAGCCCUCAAGCAGGUCCAGGUGCCCAAAGCUGACGGAUCGGGAACCGAAACUGCUCAAGCACUGGUUCAAACUGGAUCCUUCUCGUACCAGGCCCCCGAUGGGCAGCAGAUCAAGCUGACCUACACCGCCGACGAGACCGGAUUCCACCCGCAGGGAGCCCAUCUGCCGGUGGCCCCGGUUGAUCCGAACCAUCCUUAGAGAUGAUGUGGAACGAUGCGUUCGAAUGUAUAAAGUGUAAUAGUGAACUAAGCAAAGUGAUUCCUAUUUUGGAUCGUUAAUAAUACUCAUCUAAAUAAAAUGGUAAAAGUGAUU